AUGGUAGAUUCGACAAAUUUCAUCAUCGUCGAUAACCGAAGUGAGAACAAAUCCAUCAGCGCAUCGUGUGACAACAUCUUAGACAAAAAUGGGAACUCAAUUUUUAAGUCUUAUAAUCCUCUUUACAAGCUAACCUACAAGCAUAUCUACAAGUAUAAAAGGAUAACAUGCAUUAGCACCGAUGUAAUUUAUAAUGAAAACGGGGAUGCAUACACGCCACUGUAUCAUUACUAUUAUGAGGACGUGGGUAGCCCCUGCUCUGGUCAGCGCGGGGGGGUCGACGCUGGGGCGCAGACCGAGGAAGCAAGUGGGGAGGUAAAGGAAGAACCAGCAGAAGAAGUACCGGCCGAAUCGGCGACCGAACCGGCAACCGAACCAACAGAGGAACCGCACGAACAACUGAGCGAUGCCGAUACCGACGUGGACGAAGCCACCUACAACGAACGCGCGCCGAAGCAAAAGUGCCUGAAGUACUCCCUGUACGAGCUGCUGCUGCUGCGGUUUUUGGAUGUAAAGGGCGAUACCCAUGACAACAACCCGGAAGAAGGCAAAAUUGAAUACUGCUUCAUCAAGGAGAAUAAAAAUAACAAACCGCCUGUGAACAAAUUUAACCGAGAUAGGUUUGGCCCAAACAACGCCAUGCAGAUGAUGACCCCAGGGUAUACCUCCAACUAUGGCAACCAUGUUAACUUCGCUAGCCACUCCAAUUUUGGGGGUCCACUAAACGCUUCUAUGAACCCGAAUACGGGGGGAAUCAUCCCAAAUUAUGUAAAAGUAAGACCAUCAUUCAGUGAAGAACACUACAAGAAUAGUAAGUAUCACCAAGGCUAUACACCCCACAUGGGAAACAACUUUAAUAUUAGGUCUUUUAAAAAUGUAGAUAACAGUUCCUACCACCUGCCUGAAAAUAAUCUGUUCAUUGACAACGAGGGGAAAAUGCAUCUAACUGGACAGGAAUAUUUCAUGACCAACCAGAACCACUUUCACAACAAAAUGGGAAUGAACAAUAAAUACGACAAGGACAAAAGGGCGUUUCAUUUUUCCAAUGGUGGAGACCUAACCGGUGGUAGGGACACCUCGCUCAUGCACGAUUUUUCCAUCCCACAGGAACAGUCCUCCCCAUUUGACCACCUCCGUCCACAUGACCACCCUGAGAGAAAGAAAAACCAAGCCAGUGAAGCGGACCGAUACUGGGAUAAUCCCUCACAGUACGCCAAGCGAAAUAACAAUGACAUAUUCACACUGGGUGAUAUCAAAAAAUAUUGGAAGAAUAAUGAGAAGGCAAAAAAUCCUAAUUUGAUGGACCAAAAUAACUACAGCAUUUUUAAGGACAAUGAUGAGGAAAAUCUCGCCAAAAGUAAUUUCGCCAGAUGGUUUAAAAAUAGUAAUACUAGUAACCAGGAGGAGCAUGUAGACAUUCUCUCCUACGUGAAUGGUCAUAAUUCUAGCGGUGUGAAUAUCGGGGAUGGCAGGAACGGCCCCAGGGUGAGCAGGAACUACGAAGGAGGCCCCAUUGGCAGUAUUGGCGGUGCGAACUGGGGAAGUGGCGCAAAGAUGGAUGACGGCGGAUUGGGUGUGCACCCCGUGGGGGCUCCGCAGACCGACCAACCCCAAAUAAGCAGCACCGUAGCGGAGCUCCUAAUGAAGCAAAUUUCGAUAUUGAAAGAGCGAAGCAACUCGGAAUACGCCGACAACAGGACUCACGAGGAUGUCCCCUUCGACAACACAUGGCACGCCAGUACCAGUAAUGUGGGCAUGAGUCACCUUAACAGUUUGGCAAGUUUGAACCACGCUGCAAGUGCCAACCACAUCGGGGGAGGGCAUAAAGAACUCCACCCAAGAGAUGGGGGAAAAGGUCUCCUGGACAUAUUCCGAUCGAGCAACUCCAACCGUAUAACUAAUGAGUCCCCCUCUUUCCAUCUUCCCCGUCAUGGAAGCCGAGGAAAUAUCAACAACGUGAACAAUUUGGCUAACCUGGCGAACGCGUCCAACAUAGCCAACAUCGCAAAUAUGGUUAACCUGGCCAAUUUGGCAAAUAUAACUAGCAAUGAACAAUAUACCAGAAAUCAGCAGAAGCACUAUGCGGAAAACAACACCUUUCCUUAUGGCAACCUUGUGGCAGACACCGUCCAUAAUGAUCAUAGCAACAGAAGCAACAACGACAUGAAUAGUUUGGAUGGCAUCCUCAUCAAUAGGAGACCUUCUCACCCCUUUUUACAAAACAGUGGAAGCAACGUUAAAAUGAACUCACCAAGUAAUACCCUGGGGAAGAAAAUUCACAACGGUCAAAAUUUUGCUCAAUUGAAUAAUCCCAACCUAGAAGCCUUUAAAAAUCAGGGUAGUCUACCUCCACAAGGAAACAUAAACAUAACCCCCAUUAUAAACUCGUUACUCCGUCUGGAUAAUGACCAUACACAGGGGGAUAACAGCGGCAACGUGGCCUACAAUUUGGCAGAUAACUCCAUUCCAGAAAGUAUUAAAAAUGCCAAGGUGAACAAUGUUCUGGAUUCGCUUAAGUCCCUCCUGAAGGCGUCAAAGAAUGGCACGACAAGCGGGGCGAACAACGAUAUGAGCUUUAUGAGCGGUAUGAGUGGCAUGCCUAACAUAGGCAGCGUAGGCAGUGUAGGCAGCAUGGGAGGACCCCCCCUCAGCGCGAAUAGCAAAAACUUCGGCAGCCCCAAAGGUGGACACCACCAAAAUAACAAGAAUGCCAAUUAUCAUGCCCAGCAAAUGUACCCACCUCAGCACAUGCACCAGCACUGUGGACCCCCAAUGCAAGAUUUUUACAAAAAAAAAUUCACCAAGAAGGACAGCCUCAAAUAUAACUUCAAGCACGCGGACGUGGAUAUCACCACCAAUGAGACUAUCAUGGUACAACGGAAGGAUGAAAGGAAAAGGAAACCCUAA
Molecule: messenger RNA, 2907 nt
Organism: Plasmodium coatneyi
Lineage: Eukaryota; Apicomplexa; Aconoidasida; Haemosporida; Plasmodiidae
Exons: 1
Coding region: 1-2907 (968 amino acids)
Source: RefSeq, a predicted model, not a curated record